Diplodia corticola is the source of this 1146-nucleotide messenger RNA. Its product is annotated as nucleoside-diphosphate-sugar epimerase. Lineage: Eukaryota; Fungi; Ascomycota; Dothideomycetes; Botryosphaeriales; Botryosphaeriaceae. The coding region runs from base 1 to 1146 and encodes 381 amino acids. The transcript is spliced from 2 exons. The record is from RefSeq and is a predicted model, not a curated record.
AUGACAUCAUACCUCCUCCGCCCGAUUGGUGUCCAUGGCCAAACUGAUCAGAACAACAGUCUCGGUGUAACGGGCUACAUCGGUGGUGACGCCCUGCACGCCAUCUCCAAAGCCCAUCCGGAAUUCGAAUGGACAUGCUUGGUCCGCAACUCCGACAAGGGGGCCUUGGUGGCGGCGCAGUACCCGAAGGUCAGACUCGUCUACGGAGACCUCGACAGCUCUGAUCUCAUCGCCGAAGAGGCCGCGAAGGCGGAUAUCGUGUGCAACUGGGCCAACUGCGACCACGGCGGCGCCGCCAACGCCAUCCUCGCCGGCCUCUCGCAGCGCAGCGCCGCCGACCAGCCCAGCCACUACAUCCACACGUCGGGCACGGCCAUCCUCCUGAUCCAGGACCAGCAGCUGCGCGUCCACGGCGAGCCCAGCUCCAAGGUCUACGACGACGUCGCCUCGGUCGGCGAGCUGACGACGGCGCGCAUGCCCGACGCGGCGUGGCACCGCGACGUGGACAAGAUCGUGCUCGCGGCCGCCAACGCGCCGCAGCGCCCGCUCAAGACGGCCAUCGUGUGCCCGCCGUGCAUCUACGGCCUCGGCCGCGGGCCGGGCAACGCGCGCAGCGCCCAGCUGCCCGAGCUGACGCGCCGCACGCUGCAGCGCGGCAGGGGGUUCGUCGUCGGCGCGGGCAAGGCCCGCUGGUGCGGCGUGCACGUGCAGGACCUGUCGGCCGUCUUCCUCGCGCUCGUGGCCGACGCGGCCGCCGCCACCACCGCGAGCGAGGCGGCGGCGCUGACGACGACGACAAAGGCCACGUGGGGGCCCCAGGCGUACUACUUUGCCGAGAACGGCGAGUUCGAGUGGGGCGCCGUCGCGGGCUUGGUCGCCGACGAGUGCAAGCGGCGCGGGUUGAUCGAGAGCGCCGAGCUGGAUUGCCUCUCGCUGGACGACGUCGAGGCCAUGGUGGGGAACCCCGUCAUGGGCCCGCUUUGGGGCCAGAACAGCAGGUGCAAGGCGAGCAGGGCCAGGCGGGACCUCGGCUGGCGGCCGGUGAUGCUGUCGCUGGAGGAGGACAUUGCUCGGAAUGUGGCUGUGGAGGCGGAGGCGUUGGGGCUGAAGAAAGGUCAUGCGGAGGUGGCUGCCGGUAAUGCUUGA